Cucurbita pepo subsp. pepo (vegetable marrow) is the source of this 360-nucleotide messenger RNA. Lineage: Eukaryota; Viridiplantae; Streptophyta; Magnoliopsida; Cucurbitales; Cucurbitaceae. The record is from RefSeq and is a predicted model, not a curated record.
AUGAAGCUGUUUGGUUAUUCAGUGACCGCUAGUGCCGAACCCAGCUUGGGUGCGCCAUGUGCGAACCACAUCAAGAGAUUCCAGUGCCAAUUUUGCGGCCGUGAGUUCGCCAAUUCUCAAGCCCUCGGCGGCCACCAGAACGCCCACAAGCGCGAGCGCCAGCUCGCCAAACAACUCCUCCCUCGUAAUUUUUUCACUCCCACGCCGCCGCCCUCCGCCGCCGGAAGAUCUCCUCCGCCAAAUUAUGAAAUGCCGGUGGAAGCGCCGCCCUCGGUUGGCGGCGGUGAAAUUAACGGCGAAAAUAAUGGCGUUGAUCUCCAUCUCAGUCUCGCACCGUCCUCGACCAGGAUCUUCUCUUAA